AUGUCAAAAGAAGUCUUUUACGGUCAAUUGCCCAGCAACCAAAAUAUUGCUGAAAGCGUGGGAGGACACAAAGAACAAAUGCUCUAUAGCACUAUCAUUUCCGCAAUGCUUUCUGAUCAAGUUUCGACGACGUCUAGCCAUGAGUCUAUAGAGUCUGACGAAGAACCCGACGACGUUGGCCUGGACCAAGAGUUCGGUGGCGAUGACGAAGAAGAUUCGAUGCUUCAUGACGGGUUCUGGAUAGAAACUGACAAUGAUGUUGAGAGCUACAAUCGUUGGUUCUUACAGCAGCAGCAGUUGCGUCAAGAACGUGGCCGUGAAGAACAGAUGUUGAAAGCUAAACAACGCAGGCAACGAAUUGCUCAAGCCAUAUUGGGGGGUAUCCAUCUCACUACCAGCGAGGGGAUGUCAAAAGAAUCUGGCCAAGUGCCCGUAUUCUCUGUACUGCGGAGCCCUGAGUGGGGAACGAUUACCCUGAAGGUACCACUGGGCGGGGAAAGACGCGGCAUCACUGAACGAAGUCGAACUCUGCUGGAACACGCAACUAGCACAAAGCAAGACCAAGAGAAAAGCAUCUCCCAACAAAGCCGAGUGCACACGACCCCACUGAAGUCCUCAGUCGUGAUGGCCCAAGGUGCAUAA
Molecule: messenger RNA, 642 nt
Organism: Seminavis robusta
Lineage: Eukaryota; Bacillariophyta; Bacillariophyceae; Naviculales; Naviculaceae
Source: the annotation of a GenBank genome assembly